Molecule: messenger RNA, 1702 nt
Organism: Mus musculus (house mouse)
Lineage: Eukaryota; Metazoa; Chordata; Mammalia; Rodentia; Muridae
Gene: Trp53i13
Product: transformation related protein 53 inducible protein 13
Exons: 6
Coding region: 847-1542 (231 amino acids)
Biological process (GO): response to UV; response to xenobiotic stimulus; negative regulation of cell cycle
Cellular component (GO): cytoplasm; plasma membrane
Source: RefSeq, a predicted model, not a curated record
GCGGUAGGGGGGGCGGGGCACGAGGCCGGGCGAGGAGGGAGCAAGGCAGUGCGCGAGCCGCGGUCUACGUGGGCGCGCGAGCGGCGCGGGGUCGCGGGCGCGCGCGAGCGAGUGGCGCUGCAGCUAGUUGGUUGGCGGGACUGCUGGCCCAGCUGAAAUGGUUCAUCCUCCUCCACCUCCGCCCCGGUUGCUUCUGGUAGCCCUGGUGGGGCUCCUGAGCCUUCGCGAGGUAGGAACCCUGUAGGGCCGAGGACGAGAAGGGUUUGAACGGCCUCGCUGCACCCUCGGUGGUCGCCCGAUUGGGACAUCUGUGGUUUCUCCUGCCCUCAGUCUCCAGCGUCUUCAUCUCAGCCCAGGGCUUGGGGCUGGUUGUCCCCUUCUUCACACCCAACACGAAGUCCCCAGCUGCUCUCUUCUUUUCUCAUGUGUAGGUGUUACCAAGAGUGACUUACACACAGGUGAGCCAAGGACAGGCUGAGGGUAUCGCCUUCUUCUACCACCCCUGUGCCCACCCCUGGCUGAAGCUCCAGCUUGCACUCUUGGCCCACCUGUAUGUGGCUAAGCCCACGCUCAUUCCUGACUUCAGUCUCACGUGGGACCGGGGUGUUGUGCUACGGAAGAGCGAGGCACUAUGGGCAGAGGAAGGAAAACUCAGGGUCUUCUUCCAUCUUAGCUCUACGUCACCUUCUUUCAUAGCCCUUGGUGCUGACAGCAUGGGGGACUGCACUGGAGCUGGCAUGGAUAGAGCCAGCCUGGGUUGCCCACUGGCUGAAGAGGCAGCGGCGGCGGAAGCAGAGAAAGAGUGUGUGGUUUCUCUCUGACAAUCUUUUUGGGCCCACUCCCACGAUGCCAGCCUCCAGAAGAGGGAAGCUGUGUGGGAGACGGUGUGUACAGGCCCCGACUCUGGCCUUUGCUCUACGGAGCUGGCGACCUCCUGGUGCACAGGUGACAUCUAGAGGAUCCGGGCGGUCCUCGAUCAGUGUUGUGAAGAGAAGGGGUCUCCGGGCUGCCCUUGGUCUCCAAUCCACGCCCCCAGGCCUGAGGGUUUCCUUGGCCUCUUCACAGAGCCUGAAGGCCCAGCAGUUGACUUUGGGAACCUCAUCUGUGGCCCCGGUCUCCUUAACGACUGGGGGACCUGGAGGCAAUGGUAGGUCCAGGACAGAGGCUCAGAUGCCCAGUGGGCAAGGCAACCAUGGAGGUUGUGCCUGUCCGGGUCAGGUUUCCCCAGCUCCUCGGGCCGCAGGGCCUCCCCGGGUAGCCCGAGGGCCCACUCCACGUACUGAAGAGGCGGCUUGGGCUGCCAUGGCCCUGACCUUCCUACUAGUCCUGCUCACCUUGGCCACACUUUGCACGCGACUGCACCGGAAUUUCCGCAGGAGCGAGAGUAUCUAUUGGGGGCCCACGGCAGACAGCCAGGACACCGUGGCUGCUCUCCUGAAACGGAGGCUGCCUUUGCCUUCGCGCCGGAUCAAGCGGUCUCGCAGACGGCCCCUGCUCCCACCCACACCGGAUAGUGGCCCUGAUUCGGAGAGCUCCGACUGAGCGGCUCCGCCCCUCUGCGACCGCUGCCACGUGGGCCGUCCGCGGGCGCCCCCUGGCGGCGGGCCGAGAGGCCCUGGAGGCUUCACCUGGUUCCUGGAAGAGUAGCCUUGUAGCUUUCCUGAUACAAAUUCCUGUUUCUAAUUAAAUUAUUUUAGUAGAA